Messenger RNA from Seminavis robusta, 1079 nucleotides. NCBI's taxonomy places the organism in Eukaryota, Bacillariophyta, Bacillariophyceae, Naviculales, Naviculaceae. The record is from the annotation of a GenBank genome assembly.
AUGCACUCACUGGGAGCUCUCUUUGCGGUGUUGCUGGCAUCCAACAGCAACAAUGUUGAAUUUCUAAAACAGAGAUUGCUGAUUGGAUAUGAUGCUGCAGCCGAAGCGACGAGCUUCCUGGAAGACCAAGAAUACGAAAAGGCUUCGCGGUCCUUUGCCGAUGCCCUAAACCUGGGAAGGAAGCCGGCGUUGAAGUUGCAAGAGUUGGACGACGAAGAAACCAAGCAAGAGGCAUUGCAAUGGCUGAUUGAUGUCUGCUGUGAUUCAGCCCUUCUGCAUCUUGUCCAUCUAGAGGAUUUGGAUAGUGCCCGUAAGGAUGCCUUUGCCGCUUUAGUGUUCUCACAGUACGAGCAGCUGAAGCCACUGCAGUGUAUGAUCAAGGUCUGUGAAAAGGGAGACGACCUCUUUGGGGAAUUUCAGGCUCUCCAGCGAGUGCUCCAAUUGCCAACCGAGGAAAUGGAGGAUGACGAUCAACGUAAAGCCAUUUCUGAUCGCCUAGAAGAGAUUGAAGCCCUGUUGAGCAAUAGCAAAAACGAAUAAGCUCCUGCCGUACUUAUUAAAACUGAGCAAAGCUCGUACGUUGCGCAUUGUUCACUCUCAAGUUUCCAUAUUCCAUCUCCCGGAGCUCCUGGGCUUUUCGUACCAUCGUCUGGAUCGGUUUUCAUUUAUUCUUGGAGCCUCAGGAAUGAAGGAGGUCAGAAGCUUUCCAGUGACAAGACGAAAAGGUUACAAAAUGUGGGGCCUUCGCCCUAAUAAGGGCCAGGACAAGCCAUGGAUUUUGCCUCUGGUUUUACUCUAGUACCGGUACGUCGAUUGCUCGUUGACUACCUCGGACGAAACACGGCCUCGUAGUUUUGGUCGGAAGCAUAUCAUACCAAGCGCCUCUUCUCCAGGGCAAGUCUUCUUUCUCUUCUUGGUCGUCUUGACACAUACCCGGGCCGUGGUUCAUGUUGUCCAGGAGCGGCUUCAGCGUCACCUGCUCGACUCCACGCUUUGUCCUCGCAUCAUGGAAACCUUGAAGACGCCUUCAACUGGAGGAAAUGAUACAUCCCUGCUUAGAAGCCACAGAAAAACCAACA